UCAGUUAUUUGUACAGUAAAGCUGACGAGCUAAAGCGUGUUUUUCAAAAUGUUUAAAUUGUGCGUCGUCCUCGCCUUCAUUGUUGCGACAUGUUACGGAGGAACUCUAGAGCGUACCUCCUCAACAUGUGGACAAAUACCCAGAGAAUUAACCGCAUGCCUAGACCUGCAGCCAGCUGUCAGUCCCGAGAUUCAGGAGAAAUGCAGAAGGUCAAGUGAGUGCGAAAGAUUGACCUGCACAUUCCGGGAAUACAACUUGUUGGACGGUGCAGAAGUUAACAAGGAGAGGACGGCGGCGUUUUUGGACAACUUUGUGAAGCAAUACCCGAGUUGGGAGGAUGCUAUCGAUAUUGCGAAGAGCUCUUGUCUGCGUUCCAGCGGCCUGAAGCCACAGGGAGUGUACCUGGACUGCCCGGUUUAUGACAUCAUACAGUGUGUGUUCGCGAACUUAGUCAAGAACGCCCUCCCAUCCCAGUGGUCCAGCAUGUCUCAAUGUAACCACGCUCGCGAGUUCGCAGCGGCCUGCCCCAUCUGCCCAGACGCCUGCUUCGCGCCUUUAGUGUCCAUCGGCACAUGCAACGCCUGCUCGCCUGUGCGUCGCAGCUCCUAAACUUUUCAAAUAAAAACAUACUUAUUUACAUACAUUA
Messenger RNA from Helicoverpa zea (corn earworm), 646 nucleotides. RefSeq lists its product as uncharacterized. The transcript is spliced from 5 exons. NCBI's taxonomy places the organism in Eukaryota, Metazoa, Arthropoda, Insecta, Lepidoptera, Noctuidae. The record is from RefSeq and is a predicted model, not a curated record. Bases 49 to 609 code for a protein of 186 amino acids.